Messenger RNA from Ailuropoda melanoleuca (giant panda), 4578 nucleotides. It is a transcript of the gene USP43, whose product is annotated as ubiquitin specific peptidase 43. Gene Ontology annotation, biological process: protein deubiquitination. Gene Ontology annotation, molecular function: cysteine-type deubiquitinase activity. The record is from RefSeq and is a predicted model, not a curated record. The transcript has 17 exons. Bases 1 to 3384 code for a protein of 1127 amino acids. NCBI's taxonomy places the organism in Eukaryota, Metazoa, Chordata, Mammalia, Carnivora, Ursidae.
AUGAUUCCUCCCAGGCCAACGCGCGGCUCCCAGUUCUGGAAAGCCUCCUGGACGGGGCAGACGGGCUGGAAGGAGGUGACGCCACCUGUCCGCACACACCUGCUCCUGCAGUCAAGGCGGNCAGCCGCGCGCGGGAGCCCCGGGGAGGAGCGCCCGCCUGGCGCCCAGCCCCAGCCCCCGGCCGGCGACGGCGCGCGGCCCCCGGGAGCGCAGGGCUUGAAGAACCACGGCAACACCUGUUUCAUGAACGCCGUGGUGCAGUGUCUCAGCAACACGGACCUACUGGCCGAGUUCCUGGCGCUGGGGCGCUACCGGGCGGCGCCGGGCCGCUCCGAGGUCACCGAGCAGCUGGCGGCGCUGGUGCGCGCGCUCUGGACGCGCGAGUACACGCCCCAACUUUCUGCCGAGUUCAAGAACGCUGUUUCCAAGUACGGCUCCCAGUUCCAAGGCAAUGCACAGCACGACGCCCUGGAGUUCCUGCUCUGGCUGCUGGAUCGGCUGCACGAGGACUUGGAGGGCUCGGCCCGAAGCCCAGGGUCCGAGAAGGUUAUUUCCGUUUCAAAACAUGUGAAGGCCAUACAGCGAGAUGUAUCUGAAACUGGAACAGAAAAUCCUCAGCCCGAAGCCACCAGAACCCCCGAGAACCUCCCGUCACCAUCGGCUCAGCUCUCCCUAGGCCAAAGCUUCGUACAGAGCCACUUUCAAGCACAGUAUAGAUCCUCCUUGACCUGUCCCCACUGCCUGAAACAGAGCAACACCUUCGACCCCUUCCUAUGCGUGUCACUACCCAUCCCCUUGCGUCAGACAAGAUUCCUGAGCGUCACCUUGGUCUUCCCCUCUAAGAGCCAGCGGUUCCUGCGGGUUGGCCUGGCCGUGCCGAUCCUCAGCACAGUAGCAGCCCUGAGGAAGAUCGUUGCAGAGGAAGGCGGCGUCCCUGCGGAUGAGGUGAUCUUGGUUGAACUGUGUCCCACUGGAUUCCAGCGGUCGUUCUUCGAUGAAGAGGACCUGAAUACCAUCUCCGAGGGAGAUAACGUGUAUGCCUUCCACGCGCCUCCACCACCUGGCCAGGAGAUGCUCUCAGCUCAUCCAUCUGGUCUGUCGGUCUCCCCACGCUUGGCAGCCCGUGAGGGUCCGCGGUCAUCCCUGCCCGUCCAUAGCGAGAACAAGGUGCUAGUCCUCUUCUGUAACUUGGUGGGGUCAGGGCAGCAGGCCAGCAGGUUCGGGCCACCUUUCCUGCUGCGGGAAGACAGAGCCAUUUCCUGGGCCCAGCUGAGGGAGUGCAUUCUCAGUAAGGUCCGCUGUGUCAUGAAGAGCGAGGCCCCCAUCCAGAAUCCGGGAUCUCUGUUCUCCAUCCGGGUUGUGGGGCUUUCUCUGGCCUGCACCUACUUAUCCCCACAGGACAGCCAUCCCCUCUGUCACUGGGCAGUGGACAGGGCUCUGUAUCCCCGGAGGCCGGGAGGCCCCCCCCACAUCAAACUGGCCGUGGAGUGGGACAGCUGUGCCAAGGAGCGCCUGUUCGGGGGCCUCCAGCGGGAGCGGGUCCAGGAUGCGGACAGCGUGUGGCGGCAGCAGCAGGCUCCCCAGCAGCACAGCUGUACCUUGGACGAGUGUUUUCAGUUCUACACCAAGGAGGAGCAGCUGGCUCAGGACGACGCGUGGAAGUGUCCACACUGCGAGGCCCUGCAGCGGGGCAUGGUGAAGCUGAGCCUUUGGACCCUGCCCGACAUCCUCAUCGUCCACCUGAAGAGGUUCUGUCAGCUGGGCGAGCGGCGGCACAAGCUGUCCACGCUGGUGAAGUUCCCGCUCUCCGGCCUCAACAUGGCCCCCCACGUGGCCCAGAGAAGCGCCGGACCCCCGCCUGCGAUGGGCCCCCGGCCCCCCUGGAAGCAGCCGGCCGGCCUGCCCCCCGGCUACCCGCUGGACUUCCUCUACGACCUGUAUGCCGUCUGCAACCACCACGGCACUCUGCAAGGUGGGCAUUACACAGCCUACUGCCGGAACUCUCUCGAUGGCCAGUGGUACAGUUACGACGACAGCACGGUGGAACUGCUCCCGGAGGAUGAGGUCAAUAGCCGAGGGGCGUACAUCCUAUUUUAUCAGAAACGCAACAGCAUCCCUCUCUGGUCCGCCAGCAGCUCCCUGAGAGCCUCUACCAGCUCCUCCUUCUCUGAUCACUGGCUCCUUCGCCUGGAGAACAAUCACAGCGGCACCAGGGGAAGCCUGCUGUCCUGGAGCUCCAGCCCCAGCCCCUCCCGGCCCCAGGAGCCGGACCCUCCCAUCUUCACCGCCAGCCUCUCCGAUCAGGAAAAGGGAGGGCUGGAGCCCAGGCCUUUGGUACGGGGCAUACGAGGCCGAAGCAUCAGCAUGAAGGAGCCGACCCCUUCCCGAGCCAAGCAGGGGGCCUUCAAGACCAUGCCUCUCCGGUGGUCUUUUAGACCCAGGGAGAAACCACUGGGUGCGUCUGUCGAGCUGGUGGAGUACUUGGAGUCCAGGCGGAGACCCCGAUCCACGAGCCAAUCCAUCGUGCCGCUGUUGACGGGUGCUGCUGGUGAGGACGUGAAGUCAGAUGCCGCCAGCUCUGCUAAGGGCGAAGACGGUGGGCGAGCCACUGACAGAGCGCUGGCCGGGGUGCCCUGCCUCUCGGGCCACCCCAACCACUGUGCAGCCCCUGGAAUCCCAGAUGGUCCAAAUGCAGCAAGGAAAGCCAAGGAACAUGCAAGUCAGGAUAUCAGGCUCCCCAAACAGUUUGACCUGCCCCUCGCGGUGACGCCCUCAGUGGGGACUGAGAAACGAGUCUGGCCCUCGGGCCAGAAGACUGCAGACUACGAGGAAAGUGGCCAGGCAGGGAGCCGCAGCAGGGUGCCCUCCCCCGCCAAGGAGCCUGUGGGCACCGCGGCGUUUUCUAGAAACAGCGCAGACAACCGCCAGAAUACCUUAGCCAGGAUGAGGGCCAGCGUGGAGGCCAGAGACCCUGAGACGGACAGAUGCCCACAGGGGACCCUCACCCUUCUGAGAUCUGUGUUUUGGAAGAAGGAGAACAAACAUGACAGGGCGGAGGUGGCCCUCCGGGCGUCCCCAGUGUCUCUGGGGAGCGGCAGGCUGAGCCCAGCUGUGGAUGAGCACGCUCGAGGCUCCUCUCCUUCCUUCCAGAUCCGGGAGACCCUGGCCAGGGCCCCCGCCAACCGCCUGGAGAGGGACGUCUGGUCAGCACCCAGCUCUCUCCGCCUCCCUCGCAAAGCCGGCAGGCCCACGAGGGCCAGUGCCCUGGGCCCGUCACAGAGGACGGUUCCUGGGGACCACACUGCUUUCGGCACCUUGCAGAAGGUGAAAUACCACACUCUUUCCUUAAGCCGAAAGAAAACGUUACCCGAGUCCAGUUUUUGAUGGUGUGUGUUCCACUUGUGCACGAAGCUGGCGAUCCUUGUGACGGAGCAGCUGCAGGAACUUUGUGUUGUGUCGAGAGUGGGCUUUCCGGAAGCCAGUUGUCUUGUGACCCCUGAAAAUAAAGGGUUUUUUUGGUGCCCCCCCUCUCUAGAUCUCCCCACAACACAGCAUGUCCAAAUACCUUCCUGUACCUUUGGGUGCUUUUGAAUGCGUCGGCCACAAGAUGGUGCUGUUGAGUCAACAUUACCAUUUCAGGGCAAGAAUGGAUUUAUUUCCCUAAUUCCGUGGCCUGGGUACAUACACUUUAGAGCAAUUCACAUGUGGCCCAGCUUGACAGCAUACAACUCUGCAAGGAAGCCUCAUAAACGAGAGUCUUUGACAUCAAAUCAGCUCUUGCCAUCGGCUUCUCUUUUUCAAUGCUUCUCUGGGAUAAAGCCUUCGAGAUGCCGAAAAGUGACCGUCUAGCAGGAUUCUAGGAGAGAGAUGGAACAGAAAUGGUUGAGACCGUAGAAAGAUAUUUAAUAUAUAGCAAAAUAAUUGUAUUACUGUUUUUCAAGGUAUUUAAAAAAAAGAGAACUAUUUUGAUACUAAGAAUAGAGGAAGUUCUUCUAAAAAAAAUUAAGUAUGAGACCUAUGUACAAUUUUAAUAAAAGCCCAUCGGUGAAGCAUUGCAGAUAGCUCUCUGAGUUAUUCACGUUUAACAACUGAUCUUCCCCCCCCCGCCAAAGAUUUUAUUUUUAAGUCAUCUCUGCACCCAGCGUGAGACUCGAACUCACAACUCUGAGAUCCAGAGUUGCCUGGGCCGGCCGAGCACCCCAACCAAUGAUCUUGUUCUUUUCCUGCUGUGUCAGCUUGGCUCCUUGCUGUCGGUAUCAAAAUAGUGACUUGAGUUGUUUCUGAAACUUUAAAUGACUUUUGCUCUUUUUAGAGAAACAGGAGUCCCCUCCGGUCUGUCUGUCUGGAGGGUUUGUACUUACGAGGCCUGAGAGCCUGAGCCCGUCCCCACACACCAGUAGUCGACCGCCCCAUUUCCUUGAGCUUUAUUCGUGCCUCGGUAGUUGUUCUGACAAAUACCCUGUCACUUACUGGGAAGCUGCUACGCCCGACCCUGGGUCUGUACUUAGUCUGUUUUCUAGAAAUAUUUCCUCUCUGAUGGGAACCAUUUGUACAAGACAUCUGACUCCAGAAAUUAAA